AUGCAGCAGGACCCGUCCACGUCUUCUCCCACCGUUUCGUCUCCAUCCUCCCGCAGCUCAUCGUCGCCGCCGACAUCCGUAAAUAGGACUCCGCGCACCAAUGCCACUAAUACACUCGUUCUGGCUCAAUUGCCAAAACAGUUUUUCGACCCAGUCGUGAUGGCGGCUUUGCGCGAACAUUUUGAGGCCGUCGCGCCUGUACACUCUUGGGCGCCUAUACGAGCUUUCGGGCGGGUUAUUCUUGUCUACCAUGAAGAGGAGGCGGCGGAGGUGGCCAAGCUCAGUUGUGACGGUAUCGUCAUCGAUGCGACGAGCUCAACACCUCAAUUUACACUACGAGUAUUCCGCGCCGACCCUACACCCAUCGACAUGUCCGACGCCGACAAGCACCUCCACCCCCCAGCCAUCGAGAAGAACUUCCUAAUCUCACCACCCGGCUCCCCACCCAUCGGCUGGGAACCAAUCAAAGAAGACCCGCCCAACGCCACGCCGCUCGCCCAAGACCUCAUCCACGCGCUCGAGAAACUGCAGCUCGCACAGGCGCAGGCUUCCGGCCCCGCGCUGGUGCACGAGAGCGAGGACGACGGCGUGGGGAUCAGCGUUUAUGUUGAGGACUGCGAUUCGGGCGAACGGGCGCUGGCGGAGGAGCGGGAUUGGGAGUAUGGGAUGAAUAAUCCUGGGAGGGAGGCGGUGUGGAGGCCGAUGCCGACGGCGUUGCCGCCGAUGGGGGCUUGA
Molecule: messenger RNA, 735 nt
Organism: Peniophora sp. CBMAI 1063
Lineage: Eukaryota; Fungi; Basidiomycota; Agaricomycetes; Russulales; Peniophoraceae
Source: the annotation of a GenBank genome assembly